This is a messenger RNA of Marasmius oreades (fairy-ring Marasmius), 1052 nucleotides long. RefSeq lists its product as uncharacterized. The record is from RefSeq and is a predicted model, not a curated record. The coding region runs from base 50 to 853 and encodes 267 amino acids. NCBI's taxonomy places the organism in Eukaryota, Fungi, Basidiomycota, Agaricomycetes, Agaricales, Marasmiaceae. The transcript has 6 exons.
CUAGCUGCCAACCACCCAACAACACUGCUUUCAUUUCCCUUUCCCCCAAAUGCUCCUGCUAAUAUGCGACAUAUGUCAGGAAGAACUAUCUAUUGACAAGUUUCUCUUCCAGUCGUCUUGUGGCCAUGGAUUCUGUACUACAUGUACAGACGCCACCAAGUCCCGGGAGACCUGCCCUCUCUGUAGGAAGCCCAAACUGAAGAACGUUCCACCCCACCGUGUGUAUCUCACUCCAUCGACUUCCCGGAUCGAAGACCACGCGACAUCCCUAACGAACUCAUUGUCGAUUUUGGACAGCGGUUCGACUCCAAAGCAGUUCCGGAAAGUUUCUUCGAAAUUAAGAACUAUAGCUAAUUCUAAAGCCUUGGGAAAUAGUGAUAUCGCAGUACAAUUACUUGCCUCCGCCAAGAAUAUGGAAGAACGCCUACAAUAUAUUCCUCACCAACUACAACUCGAACGUGAUGAGAAAGUAGCUCUUCAACGAAAGGUUGACCUAUGGCACGCCCGAAUCCAGAUGGUAGAAAGCCAGGAACGUCAAAUCAAGUGCCUCAAGGCCACCAUCCGAGAGUCAAACCAGAAUGUAGCACGUCUUCAAUCCGAGAUCAAUAAACUGACCGUAUGUGCGGAUGGUCUGAGGAAGGAACAAGAGAAGCUCCAGAAAGUCAGCGACCAACAAAAGAAAACCAUUGCGGAAAAGGAAGUACGGCUUUCUGAUUUACAGCUUCAGGUUGAAGAUCGCGAGAAAAAGAAUCGACUCUUGAAACAAAAGUUGAAGGCGGUUUCGAAAUCUACCAGACCACCAGCUGACGGUAAUGAGUCGCUUUUCAUAGACUCGUCGAACACGGGUCAUUGAUGUUGACCAGUUUGUAAUCGCGUACGCCCUAGGAUAUUCGUUUUCUUCCCGCCUGCGCAUUGCAUGCCUUGUAUCACGAUUUCACUGAAAAGUGACGAGUGUCGUUACUUGCAGAACAUUAUCUAAGAAUUAAAAUAGCUCUCAUUUAUCAUCAGUUUGAGAUUCCAACGGCGUCCCAUUCGCCGUGUCCGAAUCUUGU